CUUCUGUACUUGUAUUGAUUUCAUUAUGAAUACUAGUAUGCUUGAUUAACAGAUGUAAAUGCGAAACUAGAUCAUUUGAUGUAUUUGAUACGAAUCGGUGUCCAUGAACGGCCCAUACAGCAUGUCGUACUUGCCCGAGUUUUCACAUGUAAAGCAAAUGGUAAAGCCGGCUUGGUUGCGAUAGGCGAACGAGUGCAUCGCCUUGUAGCAGCCCUGGCAGUUGCCCUUGCUGCCCACGGCUGGUUGUUGCUGCUGGUGUUGCUGCGGUCGUUGCUGUUGCAGGAACACCAUAGGUACAUACGGCCGGUUUUCAGGACUCGCCCCACAGUCAUGACAGCCCACACACAAGUGAAAGUUGAACGUUGUGGUGGAUGCAUAAUUGGUGCCCGUGAGGGGCUUGGCACACCCGUCGCAUUGCGAGGCAAACAUCAGCUGGGAGUCCAAGUAGGGAGGCAACACAGCCUGGAACGGACCUUUCGACGCCCUCCACCACUGCGAUCGGUCGCACUGGUCGCACAGCACAAACCCAGACAGGUCGGUCAACGACAGGUGAAUGGGGCCGGAGAGCGGAAACAAGUGGCAGCCGUCGCACUGGGUGUCGUAGCGCACCGUCGUCGAGUGGUACUGCUGCUGGCGGAAGGGGCCGUGCGAAAUUUUCCACUUAGACGAAGCAUGGCACGAAGGGCAUAGGUCGAAGUCGAAUGUGGUGGUAGAGCCAAACCCGGUGGCGGUGAUGGGAACGCUGCAGCCAUCGCACACGGCAUUCGCUUUGAACAGAGCUGGAGUAUCGGCACUCUGAACGUCGAACGGGCCGUGGGACGUGGCGAACACCCCAGAAGACGCGCAAGGUUUGCACAACGCAAACCCAGCUACACGUGUGGACAGGAAAAGCGGACCAGUGAAGGGAAACAGGCCGCAGCCGUCGCAUUGGGCGUCGAGGCGUCCUGGCUUAGCUGUCGAAGUGUUGCUCAUGGGAAGUUG
This is a messenger RNA of Aphanomyces astaci, 981 nucleotides long. RefSeq lists its product as hypothetical. The record is from RefSeq and is a predicted model, not a curated record. Bases 79 to 690 code for a protein of 203 amino acids. NCBI's taxonomy places the organism in Eukaryota, Oomycota, Saprolegniomycetes, Saprolegniales, Verrucalvaceae. The transcript has a single exon.